ACGGCGCGAGCGCGCCGACGUGACACGUAUGUGAGUUAAAGGUGCCGUCCGGGUCGCGCGCGCCGCUGUCCGCGCGGGCUCCGUUCGCUGCUCCCGAAAAAGCGCCUGGAAACUUCGCCGGAGCCGCAGCGAACGACAGCAGGAACGCCACGAAGAGCGCGAGAAAGUGCGCGCGGCGGCGGCGGCGGCGGCGACGACGACGACUAGCUUUUUGUUCCGAGACCCGGGGUCCGGCGGGACAAACAAAGUGGACACCGCGCUGGCUGGACUUUGCAAGCAAACUUAGUUCACAUUUGUACCGCAGCUUCCUGUUCCACCACUACCGCCCCCCCCAACCCCCCUCCCGCCGGCGACUCGCACACUAGUUGUGUUUAUUGCAGGAAACUCCUGGAAGACACGAUUCGCAUGGAGUGAAGGAGGAAGCGAACCCAGACGGGAGCUGAGGAGGAGUAGAGUCCGAGCGGAACGGGGAGACGCACACGACACGGUCGGCGUCCACGGCGUCCACGGCGGGACCAUGGGCAACGGGGUCUGCUCCAGGAGGCAGAAGAAAGUGGUCCAGUCCCUGCUGCUGGUCACCGCGGUGUGCGGGCUCCUCUACGGCGCCUUGAUCUCCUACGAGAUGCACAAGCAGCUGAAGAGGACGGAAGCCGUGGCUCUCAAGUACCAGCAGCACCAGGAGUCGUUGUCCGCGCAGCUCCAAGUGGUGUACGAGCACCGGUCGCGCCUCGAGAAAUCCCUGCAGAAGGAGCGUCUGGAGCACAAGAAAACCAAAGAAGAUUACCUUGUAUACAAAUUGGAAGCACAACAGUCACUGAAUAAAGAAAAGCAAGACGCCAACAGCCGCUUUCACUCGCUGCACGUGCAGCACCAGAUGCUGAAGAACCAGCAUGACGACUUGAAGAAGCAGUUCUACGACCUGCAGGAGCAGCACCGUGAGCUGAGCGACAGCCACGGCAAGGCGCUGGACGAGCACCGCAAGAGGUUCGACGAGCUGCAGGAGACCAAGGAGCUGGAGAUCUCAAAGCUGAAAGAGAACAUGUACAACCUGCGGGAGGAGAACAAGCAGCUCCGGAAGGCUCACCAGGAUGUCCACUUGCAGCUGCAGGAUGCCCGGCAACAGCACAAGGACCUGAAGUCUGCUCACGAGCGGCUCGCAGUGACACUGGAGGACCACAAGAGUGCGCUGUCGGUCGCACAGGCGGAAGUGGAGCAGCUGAAGAAGCUGAAGGUGUCCGGCGCAGAUGCACAUGCGGACGCUCGCCGAGCCGUCGAGGCUGAUUCCGCGGCCAACCAGCAGAGGGUGACCCUGGAGCAGGCGCAGGUGGAGCACCGCAGGGAGGGAGGAGCGCAGCAGAUGGCCGGCGCGGCGCCACCGGACGACGGGACACGAGAGGAGCAGCACCGCCGUGAGCUGGGGGGAGAGCACGAGGAGCCGGCCGCACCGCACCGGGAGGAGGAGGAAGAGGGGGAGGAAGGACAGCGUAACGACCGGAACGCAAAGACCGUGGAGCCGCCGGUGCGCUCCGCCUACGAGCAGCAGCUGGAGCAGCAGCGGCUGGCAGCGCAGCAGGAAGAGGAGCGCAGGAAGCUGCAGCGCCUCCAGGAGGCCCAGCAUGAGCAGCAGCAGCGCGACGAGGAGCAGCGAUGGCAGCGGAUGCAGGAGCAGCAGCACCACGAGGCCGAUCUGCGGGAGCAGCGGCUGCAGGGAGAGCAGCUGAGACAGAAGAAUCGGUAUGAGCGCAUGGACGCUGACGGCGUUCAGGGGGAGGAGGACCCCCACGGCCAGGGAAAGGAAGAGGGGGGCGUCCCAGCACACCGUGGGAUCGAGGAGGAGCGCGAACGCCAUCGGGAGCCACCGCCGCCACCGCCGGAGGAGCAGGAGGAAGAGCUGAACCCACAGGACGACCCCAACAACCAGGGCGAGGACGAGCUGGAUGAUGCUGAGGAACAGCGGGAGGAGAGACCGCUAGAGCAGCGCAUGGGGGAAGAACAGGGUCGGCCGGCAGCAGACGAGCAGCUCGUGAUGGCUGGAAACCCAGAUCAGCAGGAGGACACCCUGGAUGAGCAGUACCAGGAAGAGGCCGAGGAGGAGGUCAGGGAGCAUUUUGCUGGGGGCCAAAAGCAAGAGGGCGAGGAGGAGGAAGAGGAGGAGGAGGAAGAUGCCUACAACGAGGAGAACGUAGAACCUAACAACACGAAGCGAGACGGCGGCCCGCAUGCCGACACCAGGGGAGCGGCUAAGGAGCCGGAGCCCAACGAGGAGGAGAACUACGAGGAGGAAGAAGGGGACCUGGAGGAGGAGGAGGGGGGUGCCAAGGACACCCGCACCAACCGCAGGGCAGAGAUGUGAGACGGACAUGCGCGUAGACAAACCAUAGUGCCUUCCUGCACCUUCCUCCUGCUCCUGUGGGGCUUGGGUCUUUCUUAGGAAAACAGAACGAAUUUACCGUGACUUUUGGUGUAAAACCUCACUGGAACCAGUGGGGGGGGGGGGGGCUGGUAGAGUAAAUGCUCAGUUAUUCCCCGAGUUUGACCCGUCUCCACGUCCCUGUGGCCUUGGAACCAGUGAUCUCUCCCCUCUAGAGUGGACAGAACAGGGAGCGCUGAGCAUGUCCAGCCUCUCGCUCUCUUGCUUUCUGUCCCUUGCUGCCCCCCAGUCCCACCUCUGCAGGCGUCCCAGGAAAACGGUACAAAAUGCCUGAUGUGAAGCCGCCAAGGUGGAUGUCUGGAGGUACUUAGUACUUAGACGUUGCUGCGUUUUCUGGGUUUUUAUACCAGGGUUUGCUCUUUGUAAGAAUAUUAAUUUGUUUUUAUAUAUCUUUAAUUUUAUAUAUAUAUAUAUAUAUAUAUAUAUUCGGUAUUAUUUUUUGAUGAUGAAGUAUCGUAGAACUGUUUUGUAUAUAUGGGAGGUGUUUGAAAGCGAAAGUGCCACUGAUUUGAACUGAUCAGGUCAAACUAAGAUGCCGGACUUCAAGCUGCACCAGAAGGUUUAAGUGCUGAACCUGGAUCGUGCGGCUCGUGUAACAGAAGUCCCAACGCUAACAUUAGCAGCCGACCCAACCCAGCAGAAUGUUGGUCCUAACCCUAACCCACCAAUAACCCAACCAGAGUCAGUGGUAAUCAUGACCCAACUGUCACACCAACCCAACCCCCAACGCCCACCAAUAACUCAACCAGAGUCAUUGUCUGCCAUGACUGUUGGAACUGAUCUUUUUCAGACAAACUGAGGGCCUUUGGAAUCUCAAUAAUGAAGCACAAAUAAGCUGGAAAAGUGCAUCUGUGGUUCUGUAGAAUCUCUCCAGGUGUUUCCCAUGGCAGACAGCUGCCCCCCCGCACAUAUCUUCUCCGUCCUUGUAUUCCCUGCACUUUCCCUGAUCCCCAUGUGCCCACAGAGCAGACUAUCCAAGAGUCUGCUUAACAGGUUCCCCUCAUCUGAGAAAUUCCGAUGGCAGAGAAAAAGCAUUCUGUUAAGAUACUGUGAACCAAAAUAAGAGAUGAAUGAAUACUAUAAAAUGAAUAACAUUAGAAAUAGUUAAUGACAAUGAAAUAGUGAAAAAAGUACAGAGUGACACAAAUAACACAACUCAACUCCGGCCCCAGUCCAGUGCAAACCGCAGCCCAGGACUAACCAUGACCCAACGUUUAUGUUUACGUUUCCAUGAGUAUGUUAACACUGAGUACAUCCCAGUGCCAGCGCCAACUCAACUCAACUCAACCCAACUCAACCCAACUCAGCUCAACCCAACCCAACCCAACCCAACCCAACCCAACCAAACUCCUGCCUCAUGCCCAAGCUGUGCUUCUUAGAUUCAUUUUGUUUAAUUGUGAUAGGCAGACACACACAGACACACUCACUCUCUCUCUCUCUCUCUCUCUCUCACAUACACACACACAUUCUCAAAUAAAACAUUGUCCUCACAAAAGCGCUCAGGUGUGUUUGGUGAAGGGGACCUGAGCUAAAGUGCAUUUGUGUUCUUGUGAAAAUACACAAGUGUGGCCUCUGAAAGAUGCAAAAUGUUUUAUGAUUCAUGAAUGUAACCGAGAAACGUGACUGAUGUGUGUGUGCGACACAGCUCCUCACUCUCCUCCACAAAGCGCGGAGAUGUGUCCUGGUUUUUGCGCGUGAAUAAUUGAGCGGCGCUUCCUCAUGCAGUAUUUAGGGUGCCCAGCAACAGGCGGGACACCCCUCGGCGGCCCAGCUCCUCCAGGUGAACUGCACUCUGAUUUACUUGGGUUUACCCGGAAAGCGGUGGCGGCCCGGGUUCUUCCGUCCAGCGCCCACGUUUCCAUCACCCCGUGGUUGUGUUUCUCUCUCGUCCGACUGCUGGUGUUGCCACGGUUACGGCCGUGUGCGGUGUAUGUGUGUGCGCGCGGUGUGUGUACACUCAUCAUUUCUCCCUUGCAGCACCAUGCAGUCGGUGUUUUACAUCACAUGAAAUAAUAACUUUUUUCCUCUAUUUCUGCUCACUUCCACAGUCGAAAACAACACGGAGUAGCAGCCCUCCUGCCCCCCGCUGCUCCAUAACACACACACACACACACAAAUGUAUAAUUCUGCACAUAUUUUUCACUACCCGCUGACUCCAUUUUGCUAAAAAAAAGUGUUGCUCUGCGCUUAAAAUGCAUUCAGCAUCUCACUGAAGAUGAACAGCUUGCUGAAUAAAAGUGGUGAAGGGA
Messenger RNA from Scleropages formosus (Asian bonytongue), 4680 nucleotides. It is a transcript of the gene golim4a, whose product is annotated as golgi integral membrane protein 4a. Lineage: Eukaryota; Metazoa; Chordata; Actinopteri; Osteoglossiformes; Osteoglossidae. The transcript is spliced from 15 exons. Bases 518 to 2353 code for a protein of 611 amino acids. The record is from RefSeq and is a predicted model, not a curated record. Gene Ontology annotation, cellular component: Golgi membrane; Golgi apparatus.